Messenger RNA from Trichoderma atroviride IMI 206040, 1029 nucleotides. RefSeq lists its product as uncharacterized. The record is from RefSeq and is a predicted model, not a curated record. Gene Ontology annotation, biological process: siroheme biosynthetic process. Lineage: Eukaryota; Fungi; Ascomycota; Sordariomycetes; Hypocreales; Hypocreaceae. Gene Ontology annotation, molecular function: protoporphyrin ferrochelatase activity; precorrin-2 dehydrogenase activity.
CUUUCCGCCUCAAACCACACAUCGAACGCUACUUCAAUACGAACUUGAAUUAUGAGCAAAUCAUUUCCGCAAGUGCAGCCGGGAGGGAGCUUGAUUCUGGCAUGGCGCAUCAAGGACAAGAAUGUUUUGGUAGUGGGCGGUGGCGAGGUUGCGUCCGGCCGCAUUCUCAACUGCCUCAACGCCGAUGCCAAAGUCACCGUCGUCUGCCCUGCGUCCGGGCUGAAUGAGGAGGUCGCAUACCGAAUCGCAGAGAAGCAAGUUACACACAUCGACCGGCUGUUCGAGCCCUCCGAUCUGGACAAGACAGACAUGGUGCUGGUCGCCAUCGACGACCCGGCAGCCUCUACGGCCAUCUGGAAACUGUGCAAGGAGAAGAGAGUCCCGGCCAACAUUGCCGAUGUGCCCCCCGAGUGCGACUUCUACUUUGGCAGCGUCCAUCGCGAUGGGCCGCUGCAGGUCAUGGUCAGCACCAACGGCAAGGGACCCCGAUUGGCGGCAUCGCUGCGGCGGCACAUUGCGAGCCAGCUGCCGCAGAAUGUCGGCAACGCUAUCGAGACAAUUGGGGAUUUGAGAUCACGGCUGCGCAAGGUUGCGCCCAACCACGAAGACAGCCAGAAGCGGAUGCGAUGGAUGUCCAAGGUCAGCGACGCCUACAAGUGGGAGGAGAUCAGCCAGCUCACAGAAGAGGACUUGGAAAACCUGCUGCUGUUCUAUCCCGCAAACAAGGUCCCGGAUAUCGAUAUUCUGAAAUCCCUUCGCGGUCCGGACAACGACAUGAAGAAGCUCGACGUUUUUGAUGGAUCAUUUGGAUUCAGCGUGGGGUCGUAAUUGGGACGCGGAAACGAAAGAAAAAAACAAAGAAAAAAAGAAACCAAAAAAAAUUGUGUGAUUAUAUGUUGUACAGUUAAUUGGCGCUCAAUGGUUGUCUUUUUUCUGACCAAAUGGAAAUGGAAUAUGGCGUUGAUGUACUAUAACGAGCAAGCGCAGAGUUCUUGGCUACCAAUAGAAAUGACGAAUUCCUCUCUUUCA